Molecule: messenger RNA, 1515 nt
Organism: Micropterus dolomieu (smallmouth bass)
Lineage: Eukaryota; Metazoa; Chordata; Actinopteri; Centrarchiformes; Centrarchidae
Exons: 5
Coding region: 25-1077 (350 amino acids)
Biological process (GO): response to bacterium
Source: RefSeq, a predicted model, not a curated record
ACUCAAGACAGCAAUUCGAGCACAAUGACAUAUCCAAACAUUGUUUUCUAUCUGACAUGUUUGUUCUUAGGGGAAAGAGCUCAGGGGACUAAUCCGAAUUCAUUCUCAUCUCAACGUCAAGAGAGUAGUUUUGUAUCAGCUAAUGUGGGUGAAAGCUUGACUUUGCAAUGUUUCUUUGAACCUGAUGGUGCAACAAGGAUUUACUGGUACAAGCAAAGUCUGGGACAGAAACCGAGGCUCAUCUCUACCCUGUAUUUGUUCAAUAAAAAUGGCACUUUUCAUGAGGAGUUUGAGACCAACCCACGCUUCACACUGGACACUGAAGUUGGGAGAAAUCACUUGAAGAUAACAGAUUUGCACACUUCAGACUCAGCUGCUUACUUCUGUGCAAGACGGGUCUUACUGACUAUAGAAUUUGCAGCGGGAACGAUUGUUCAUGUAAAGGGUUCAGGUUUGAACGUCCCAGUUUCGGUCCAUCAGUCAGCAUCUGAGCCCAUCCAGCCAGGAGGCUCUGUGACUCUGAACUGUACAGUACACACUGGGACCUGUGAUGGAGAACACAGUGUUUACUGGUUCAGAAAAUCUGAAGAAUCUCAUCCAGGACUCAUUUACACCCAUGGAGGCAGGAACGAUCAGUGUGAGAGGAAACCCAACACACAAACACACACCUGUGUCUACAACUUGCCACUGGAGAGCCUGAAUCUUUCUCAUGCUGGGACCUACUACUGUGCUGUUGCCUCAUGUGGACACAUACUGUUUGGAAACGGGACCAAGCUGGACUUUGAAGAUGCGCCGGACUCUCUUGUCUUGGUGUAUUUCUUGAGUGGAGCUUUGGGAUUGACCACCAUCCUGGUUGCUUUGCUGGCUUUCUUAGUGUGCGUGAUGAACAAGAGAAACAGCUACUCGGGUACAGACUCUCAAGCAAAGAUUCAUGCUCCCUCCACAGCAGAUGCAGAGGGUAACCAAAAUGAAGACAGCCUCCAUUAUGCUGCUCUAAAUGUUAACCUGCCCACCAGAUCAAGAAGACAGAGGAACGACACCAAGAGUGAAUGUGUGUACUCCAGUGUGAAGCAGUAAAACUGGACAUGUUACAUUUAUACUUAGUGAGUAAGAUGGCAAGUUCAUCGAAUCAUUUUGAACAUGUUUUGUACAUUUACAUGUAGAUCUUGAAAUAAAAAUCUUUUUCUAUCAUUCUUGUGGUCUGCAGUCAAAAGAUGAGAUCUCUCUGUGCUUUGGUACGGCAAACAUCUGUUUAUAGCUUCCUUGUGGUAAAGUUUAGUGACCUACACAUUUAGGGUCCUCUACUCUCUUUAUUUUGUCUGUUUAAAGGUUUAAAAAUGCUUAUAGGAUAGAAUGCCUAAAAGCUGCUCUUGGGCAAUGAAGACCGUGAUGGAUUUAUCAGUGAUAUUUGUGGUAGCAUUUGCAUUUUAUUCUUAAUGGUUCUUAAUUUAAUUAUUUGCAUUGUGGAUUUCCAUGAACAUUUUGGGUGAAAUAAGAUUAAAUAAAUCAAAUCUA